Molecule: messenger RNA, 420 nt
Organism: Drosophila virilis
Lineage: Eukaryota; Metazoa; Arthropoda; Insecta; Diptera; Drosophilidae
Product: anaphase-promoting complex subunit 13
Biological process (GO): protein K11-linked ubiquitination
Cellular component (GO): anaphase-promoting complex
Source: RefSeq, a predicted model, not a curated record
UCUCGAUAAGCAUUCAUCGCUGAAAAAAAAGUAAACAAUUAGGUGAAGCAGAUUAAGUAAAGCUGGAUAAUCUACAUAAAGCAUAUAUUUUAAGUGAUGGACAGCCAGGCACCAAUUGAUGAUCUAUUAUUGGACAUUGUGGACAAUGCUUGGCGCAUGGAAGUGCUGCCGUUCGAUCAAAUAUUAGUACCAAUCGAAAAGCUGCCCGAUCCCGAAGCCGACGGUGGUGAUUCACACCUCACCCUAAGCGAGCAGGAACAAAAGUGGACUGACUUGGCGCUCGGCUCUCUGGCACCGGACGCCGCCUUAAUCGAUCAACUCAAUAUAACAGCUAUCUAACCAAGGACGAGCAGCCUACGUGGUAGCACUUCCCCAACGCUUCUUAUACCACAAGUACUAUUAAUUACACCCCAGCAUGAG